Messenger RNA from Lacerta agilis (Sand lizard), 2679 nucleotides. RefSeq names its product vomeronasal type-2 receptor 26-like. The record is from RefSeq and is a predicted model, not a curated record. Bases 1 to 2679 code for a protein of 892 amino acids. Lineage: Eukaryota; Metazoa; Chordata; Lepidosauria; Squamata; Lacertidae. Gene Ontology annotation, cellular component: membrane. Gene Ontology annotation, molecular function: G protein-coupled receptor activity. The transcript is spliced from 7 exons. Gene Ontology annotation, biological process: G protein-coupled receptor signaling pathway.
AUGGUGCUGCAGCUGGGCAAGAAUAACUUGCCGGAAGCUCCCAGCUUGAGCUUGCAGACCUGCACGCAGGAGGACUUGGAAGUGCCAAGAGAGGGCCAGGAAGUGCGUCCAGAGUGCAGUGGCCAAGAAGGUUCUGGCCUUGGGCGGGAAAGGUUGGAGUUGUUGACCUUCUUUCUACCCCAGGAAAUAAACUGCCACAGUGGCCAAACUGAACCAACCAGCAGGCCGGAUUGGGCCCCCGGGCCUGACUUUGAACAUGCCUAUUUCAAGGUAGCACCUGCAAAUUACCAGCACAUCCUGGCUUUGGCAUUUGCAGUCAAGGAAAUCAAUGAAAAUCCUCAGAUGUUACCCAAUAUUACACUAGGAUUCAAGGUUUAUGACAGCUUUCUGAGCCAAAUUUGGACUUACAAUUCUGCUAUGCAGCUUAUUUCACCCAAGGACACACUUCUUCCCAACUACAAGUGUGCUAACCAGGAUAAUCUGUUGGCCAUCAUUGAGGCGCUGAUCUCUGACCUCUUCCACCAGAUACCAGAAGUUUGGGGGAUGUACAAGAUUCCACAGCUCCUGUGUGGUUCAGCUAGAGUGAUGCCUGAGGAAACCAAGCUGCUGUCUUUCUACCAGAUGGUUCCCAAUGCAGCUGAUCAGUACAAGGGGAUUCUCCAAUUGCUUCAGCAUUUCAACUGGAGAUGGAUUGGAUUUUUUUCUCAAAAUGGGGUGGUUUUACAAUGGUUUUUGCAGAAUAUGCUUCCAGUGUAUUCCAAGAAUGGCAUCUGCUUUGCUAUCAUGGAUUCAUUCAGUAGUGUGACUUAUGAAGCCAGCAUGGAAAAAUAUAUGAUAAUUAUACUGAAAUUUUAUAAUAAAGUCGUGAACAGUAUAACCAAUGUGUUGGUGUUUAGUGGGGAUGCACAUUCCAUGGCUGCUCUGUCAUGGAUAUUAAGCCAGGAAUUUAAAGGUACAAUGCAAAAUCCCAAAGGCAGAGUUUGGAUACUAACAGUUGGAAUGGAUCUAAAGUUCUUUUUCAAUCUAAACAGUUGGUAUAUACAAGACUUCCAUGCUGCUAUAUCAUUUUCACUUCAUUCUAAUGAACUAGCAGAAUUCCUAGAAUUUCUUAAAAGCAGAAGCCCUUCAAGCUCUGAGGGAGAUGAAUUCAUCAAGGACUUCUGGACUCAUGCAUUUGACUGUUCAUUCCAAGAUUCUGAUCUGGGCAAUAUGAGUGGGAGAAUUUGCACUGGAGAGGAGAAGCUGGACAGCCUCCCUGAGCAUGUGUUCCCAAUGCAUGUAACUGGUGACAGCUACAGUAUCUACAAUGGUGUCUAUGCUGUAGCUCAUGCUCUACGUGCCAUGCAUUCAUCCACUCUCAGAUGUAAGACAAUGAUGCAGGAAAGCAGAAGGAAGCUUCAUAUUCAGCAGACUUGGCAGCUCCAUGAGUUCCUAAAAUCUGUGACAUUUAACAACAGUGCUGGGGACAAGGUGACUUUUGACCAGAAUGGAAACCUAGUUCAGGGAUUUGAUAUUAUGAAUUUGAUCACAUUUCCAAACCAAUCCUUCAUUAGAAUAAAAGUUGGACAGGUGGAUCCCCAACUUCCUCCAGAAGAAGCUUUGACUAUCCAUGAGGACAACAUAGUGUGGCAUAGUUCAUUCAACCAGACACGGCCCCUUGCUUUAUGUAAUGCCAAGUGCCAACCUGGCUAUCGGAAGAAAAGAAAGGAGGGGGAGCCAUUCUGCUGCUAUGACUGCAUUCCUUGUCCAAAAGGGUGGAUAUCGGACCAUGAAGACGUGCUUGAAUGUUUCCAAUGUCCAGAUGAUCAAUAUCCAAACAGGAACCAAACGGCAUGUGUUCCCAAGAUUGUAACUUUCUUAUCUUAUGAAGAACCUCUGGGUGUCAGUUUAACCUCUUGUGCUCUUUCGUUUUCCUUGAUCACAGUUCUCAUACUAAGAACAUUUAUAAAGCACCACGACACUCCAAUAGUCAAAGCCAACAACCGGGAUCUCACCUAUGCUCUUCUCACUUCGCUUCUGCUCUGCUUCCUUUCUUCCUUGCUAUUUAUUGGCCGACCUGAAAAGGUGACAUGUGUCCUCCGCCAAACUGUGUUUGGCAUAGUCUUUUCAGUGUCUGUUUCUUCCGUGUUGGCAAAAACCAUCACUGUGGUUCUUGUUUUUAUGGCCACACAGCCAGGAUCCAGCAUCAAGAAGUGGGUGGGGAAAAGACUGGCCAGCUCCAUUGUUCUUUCUUGCUCCAUUCUUCAAGCAGGCAUUUGCACAGUGUGGCUGGCAACCUCUCCCCCCUUCCCAGAUACUGACACAAAGUCAACAAGUGAAGAAAUCAUCCUGCAAUGCAAUGAGUCAUCCCCAAUUAUGUUUUACUGUGUCCUGAGCUACAUGGGCUUGCUGGCCCUUCUCAGCUUCACGGUGGCUUUCUUUGCCCGGAAGUUGCCUGACAGUUUCAAUGAAGCCAAGUUCAUCACUUUCAGCAUGCUGGUGUUUUGCAGUGUUUGGUUGUCAUUUGUUCCAACCUACUUGAGCACCAAAGGAAAAUACAUGGUAGCUGUGGAGAUCUUUUCCAUCUUAGCCUCCAGUUUUGGGUUGCUGGGUUGCAUCUUUUUCCCCAAAUGCUUCAUUAUGUUGUUCAGGCCUGAGCUGAACAUCAAGGAGAAAUUGAUUAGGAAGGGGAAACAGUGA